Leptinotarsa decemlineata (Colorado potato beetle) is the source of this 1484-nucleotide messenger RNA. It is a transcript of the gene Ccdc114, whose product is annotated as Coiled-coil domain containing protein 114. Lineage: Eukaryota; Metazoa; Arthropoda; Insecta; Coleoptera; Chrysomelidae. The record is from RefSeq and is a predicted model, not a curated record.
UCACUAGUUCAAGUACCGAUAAAGAGAUGAUAACUAUUGCUGAGGAAGAACUGUCUAGACUUCGUCGUCAGCUUCGUAUAAUGGAAGAUGAUAGAAUAGCCUUUUUAGAUGAGACUGGUUCAAAACUAGAAAAACAAAGAAAAAUUAUCGAAAUGCUUAAAAAAGAAAAAGAAAAAGUUUCGGAAGAUAUAAAGGUCUCCACCUGCACCAAUCAAAGAAGAAAUGACAAAAAACUCGGUAAAAAUAUUCACAAACUUCUAGAAGAUUUCCAAAAAUUGGUUAUUUGUGUGAAGAAUGAAAAGGAGCAACUGAAAGAGUUGGAUGUUCAAAUGAGAAAGAUGGAGGGUGAUAUUAAAAAUUUGAGACCUAAGUCGGCAGUAACCGAUCAACACUACCAGAACCGUUUGAUGAGUGGACAAAAAUCCAUUAAAAUAUUACAAAAUAGGCUAGACAACUCUAUAAAACGAUUUUGCUGCAUUUUAACUGAAAACAAGAAACUGCGUGAAGAAAUCGACCAUCUUCUAAAAGAAAGGAGUCAUUUCAAUGAAAUAUGGGAGGCAUUAUUGAAAGAUAUUAGCGGAGGAAAAAAAUUCAUGGCAGAAUUGAUAGAACAAGCUACUGUAGCUUUUGACCAACGUGAAGAAUGGUGCUCAAAACUUGUUGCGCUCAAAAAAAGAGCGCAAAAUGAUUUCUUAGCUCAUUCUGAGGAAAUGCGAGAAAUUCAACGAAAACUUGAUCACGAUUUGACACUAAAGGAGUUUCUGAAUGUGAAGGGUCAAAGGCGCAUUUUGAAGGAUUUGGAAGAGAAAGAAAGAAAAAAGAAAGAAUCAGAGAUUCAGAGCUUAGAAAACCAAUUAGAUGUGUAUGAAAAAACUAUGGAAAAAAUACAGCGAUUUUGUGAGGAAGAUGAUGUCCAGCGGAUCGCUUCUCAGUUUUUGAAACGAGAAGAGGAAAAUUUUGCCCUCUUCAAUUACGUUAACGAGCUCAACCAUGAAAUUGAACAAUUAAAUUCUGGAAUAUUAGAAAUGGAAGAGAAAAUUGAUGAACAAGUGGAAAUCGGUAAGAUUCGCGCUACUGAGCGACAAGCAAAUUUGAAUUUACUUCAGGCAGAUUUAGACGAAUCCGUAAAACAGACCAUUAAAGAUGAAGAGAAUGCGAAGAAAGCUGAAUCUGAACUAAUCAUGGUACUACAAGGCAUCGAGAACAUUUUUACAAUGUUGAACUGCGACAGAGGCCCUAUAUUAGACCUUCUGGGCGAAAAUUCUUCAAUUAACGUGUAUAAUGUGAAUAUUUUCUUAGGGACUAUUGAAAAAAAAGUGUCAGCAUUGAUAACACGAGUAUACUUUGAUGAAAAAGCUAUGUUGACACAGUCCAAGAGAUUCCACCGAGAGAAUUUAGUGAGGCUGAUCAAUUAAUGAGCUGGAAUUUUUGUAGUCAUCUGUAAUGUUGGAAAUAUUUGUUCAUAUUUCACAAAUACAAACUUA